AUGGAGCCUUUGGACCCUGGCGGCCCCUCCGCGCCCCUCGUCGCGGACGGCGCAGGGACAGCACGCGCGAGGCCGAGCGGCGGAGUGGUGUUCACUCCGCUGUACGGCACACACGCCGACGAGCCGCUGUGCUACCACCUGCGGCUCGGCCGCCUGCACCUGCUGCUGGACUGCGGCUGGACCGACCUGCUCGACACGGACCUGCUCGAGCCGCUGCGCGCCGUCGCGCCCGCAAUCCACGCGGUGCUGCUCUCCCACCCCGACAUGGAGCACGCGGGCGCGCUGCCGUACGCGUACGCGCAGCUGGGGCUGCGCGCGCCCGUGUACUGCACCGUGCCGGUGGCGCGGCUGGCGCAGCUGAUGCUGUACGACCAGUUCCUGGCGCGGCGCAGCGCGGGCGACUUCGACCUGUUCUCGCUGGACGACGUGGACGCCGCGUUCGACGGCGCCGUGCGCCUCAAGUUCUCGCAGCCGCACGCCGUGGGCGAGGAGCGGGACGGCGUGAGCGUGACGCCGCUGGCGGCGGGGCACCUACUGGGCGGCACGAUAUGGCGGAUAUCCGUGGACACGGAGGACCUCGUGUACGCCGUGGGGUUCAACCACAGGGAGGAGCGCAUACUGGGGCGCACGGUGCUGGACACGGCGGUGGUGCGCCCCGCCGUGCUGAUCGCGGACGCGGGCACGGCGCUGGUGGCGCCGGUGAAGCGCAAGCAGCGCGACCAGCAGCUGGCGGAGGCUAUCAGCAGCACGGUGGGCGAGGGCGGCAGCGUGCUCAUGCCCGUUGACACGGGCGGGCGCGUGCUGGAGCUGCUGGUGCACUUGGAGCAGCUGUGGGCGGCGCAGGGGUGGGAGGUGCCGGUGGUGGUGGCGACGGGCGAGAGCUACAGCAUGGUGGAGGGCGCCAAGGCCAUGCUCGAGUGGCUCAACCCCUCCACUGCGCGCCACUUCGAUGCCCAGCGCACCUCGCCCUUCAACUUCAAGUACAUCCGGCUGUGUCACAGUGUGGAGGAGGUGGAGGAGGUGCCGGGGCCCAAGGUGGUGCUGGCGUCACUCGCCAGUCUCGAGGCCGGCUUCGCCCGCGCGCUCUUUGUGCGCUGGGCGCCCGACCUGCGCAACACUCUGCUCUUCACCUCUCGCGCUCCGCCUGGCUCCCUCGCGCACACGCUGCAGACCCAGGUGGGGGCCCAGGUGGCCGGGUGGUGCUCUCGUCCAUGCCCGCCCCACGUGCUGCCUGUCCACUUCCGGGCCUCACGCGCGCGUCGCCCCUCCCUCAUGCGCGUGUCGCCCCGAUUGCGACUUAUGUUCCUCCCUGCACACCCUUGCUCACGUUCAUCCCUGCCACAAUCGUCACCCUUCCCUCCCCUGCCCUCGACUCCAUAA
Closterium sp. Naga37s-1 is the source of this 1380-nucleotide messenger RNA. The record is from the annotation of a GenBank genome assembly. NCBI's taxonomy places the organism in Eukaryota, Viridiplantae, Streptophyta, Zygnematophyceae, Desmidiales, Closteriaceae.